This is a messenger RNA of Cuscuta europaea, 1255 nucleotides long. Lineage: Eukaryota; Viridiplantae; Streptophyta; Magnoliopsida; Solanales; Convolvulaceae. The record is from the annotation of a GenBank genome assembly.
AAUUAUUUGGCGCUGUGGCGCAUCAUAUUGAAGACAUGUCUCUUCACGAAACAACGUCUUUAUCCUAAUAAAAAUGAACAAUGAAGAUCGAUCAGAUGUGAAAGAGCAUCAACACAAACAUGUCCGCCACGGCUGAGAACGCCAGCCGCAAGAGGAAGAUGAAGGAAGUUGCUGAACAACCACCGCCGCUGCCGCCGCCGCCGCGCUUCACCUAUUCGCCGGCGACACAGCUGCAGCUGUUCCCCCCUCAUCAAGCGGAGGCAUCUUCAUCUGCCAACCCGGUGCCUUCGCAUUUCGACACCGCUCUUCGCUUGAGCAGCAGCAUCCCCGCCCGUCAACAGGGCAGGGAUGAAGAUUUGCAGUGGCUGUAUAAACCUGUGAAGUCGUGCACUACAUUGUUGCUCACAGGAGACGGCAACAAGGAGAUGGAUGGUCUUCAUCAUAGUCCAUUGUUGCUCCCCGGAGGAGACGGGAAGAAGAAGGUGGAGGAGGAGCUUCAUCAUAAUCUCCAGAAACAUUACCCUAUGAUCCAAAAUGCUGUCAAAAGCUAUAGUGAUCGGGUGAGGGAGAUAAUUGAAGAGAUGUCAAUGCGGCAUUUGGAGGUCAUUACUAUUGCUGAGGAGAGAGCGAAGAAGAACAUGAAAGAGACACAUGACAAGAUGAUGGCUAGAGAAUUAGAAAAGACAAAUCUACUAGAGAAGGUGCUCGCGGGCUACCGAGACCACUUUAUGAAAUUGGGGCAGAAGUUAACAACUCUGGAUCACACCAACGAUUCUCUAAGGGCGGUUCUGCACCAAACCGCCCUUCGCGGCGGAGGGAAUGGCAGGUCCCUCACAGUACCACACGCGGCAAUGUUGGAGGAGGACGCUCAGUCGUCAUCGGUAGAUCCAGAGCAGUCUGACCCUGCUGUUAUAAUUACUUGUCGGGUUUGCGGCCGCCGGACUGCGACGGUGUUGCUCUGGCCGUGCCGCCAUCUUUGCCUAUGUAAGCGUUGCAAGGCUUUUACGAACCGCUGCCCAGUCUGUGAAACGGUGUUCGAAGUCGACGUCGAGAUCGACUUUUCUGGCUAAGCUGAAUAUAGUCAACAUGUUGGUCAUUUAUACUGAUUCUUUAUUUUUUAUUAUUUAUUACUAUGAAAUAAAUUGGACAUAAACCAUGUACAGUAAUGCUGUGCAUUUAAUUUUCAUUUUGCGACUAGUUUUGUGCAGGUAUUUUUUUAUAAAAUUAUUACUAAAAUAAAACAUAUUUACACAAA